Messenger RNA from Orbicella faveolata, 742 nucleotides. RefSeq lists its product as uncharacterized. Gene Ontology annotation, cellular component: extracellular matrix. Gene Ontology annotation, molecular function: extracellular matrix structural constituent. Lineage: Eukaryota; Metazoa; Cnidaria; Anthozoa; Scleractinia; Merulinidae. The record is from RefSeq and is a predicted model, not a curated record.
CCUGCUUCUGACCAAAACGGCUGAAAAACCAGACCCUUAAGGCCCGCAAAUACCUAUAUAGCCCAUACAAGGAAGUAACCCCCUCCCGGGUUUUUUUAAAUGCGACAUCUUUUGUACUGCGAAUAAAAGCACUCCAAGUCCGGGACAAGACAUUUUGUUUGUUUUUUGUUAUUGUUUUUUUUUCCAACACACGUCUGCUUUACCAUUGGAGCUAUGCCAAAUAUAUUUUUCUCGCUGAAUUUUCAGCUCGUCACAGUUAUUGGGGAACCGGGAGAGGACGGAGUCAGCGGAGAAAGGGGUUUUUCCGGACUUACUGGUCAGCCAGGGAGAUCUGGACCAAGAGGAUCACGGGGUCCAGCUGGCAGGAGAGGUCGUCCGGGGAUAACAGGACCUCCUGGCCCACCCGGCCAUCCCGGAGCCCCCGGAAACACUGUGUACGAGUCGACUCCCGGUGAAAAGGGACCUGUAGUCCGUCCGAUCAUCCAAACAGCAGGAUCAAUAACAAGAAAGGUACUGGAUUUAGAGUCCUUUUUUGGGUAGUCACGCAGUACUUCUCCCCACACGUGACGAGUUGCUUGGAGGACGAAAUAAUGCCGGCCUCCAAGCUCUUCGAAGAUGGAGGGCAGAAUGCUUCCCAAAAAGAAAUUGUUCAAGACAAAAUCCCAUUUGCUUUUGGAAAAAGCACCAUAAAAAAUUCACCCUUGAUAAAUGGCUUCUGUCAGGAGCCAUAAUCGGGGACGGA